CUGUAAUUGAACAGUUUGCUGAGCUUAACACAAUGCCGUUUCAAGAAGCGGUUGGAAGAUUGAAAGCAUUCGAGGAACGCAUCAAAAAGCCAACUGAGGAAGGAGAUACAUAUGGUAAACUACUAUUCACUAAAGGUGAUGAAAAAGAGAAGGUCCAGGAUUGUGGUUGUGGUUGCUGGAGCUCAAAUCGAGAAGACUUUGGACGUGGCCGAGGUAGAGGUCGGGGGUCCGGGAAAGGUCAGGAUGGUGGUCGGUUUCAGCAGGAUAAGAGUCACAUUAAGUGUUUCAAGUGCAAUGAGUUAGGGCAUUUUUUGAACGAAUGUCCAAAAUGGGAUCAAAAGGAACAAACUGCAAAUUUGAUUGAAGAUGAUGAACCAAUGUUGCUGUGAAGAUCAGUGUGAACAACAACGAUUAAGGGCGUGAUUGUUAGAUUUAAUCAGGUUUGUUCACAUAUAACUGAAUGGGUAAUGAGUCACUGUUCGGGUCAUUUAAUAUAGAUUCCGUUAGUGUGGUGUCGUUUAAUGUGUUUUACAUAUUUAAUUAAUUAAAAAAAAGUGGGCAGCUUCUAAAAGGCAGUUAUGGGUAGUUUCUAUUGUUAAUAAGUGUGUUGGUUUGUAAUAGUUGUGUUGGUUAGUAAAAGUCAUGUUGGUCU
This is a messenger RNA of Cuscuta campestris, 652 nucleotides long. The record is from the annotation of a GenBank genome assembly. NCBI's taxonomy places the organism in Eukaryota, Viridiplantae, Streptophyta, Magnoliopsida, Solanales, Convolvulaceae.